UUGUUAUUGUUUAACCUUUCUGUUUAGAGUUAACCUACUCUUUACCAGUCUUGUGUCUUUACUCGUGAGUUCUGUGAAGAAGAGAUGUUUUUUGAAUCAGGACGGCCUCAAAUUUAAGUUUUUUGUUUUCUUUUUUGUGAAGAGGGUCGGGGAGAAGUGAAUUUCGUUUAGUGCCGGGAUGGCGAGCGCUUUGUCCAGUCUCACUAACACGUACACGGAUUCGGAGGGUGAAGAAGGCCCGAGCGAGGAACUGCCGAGGAGGGACGCGAGCAGCAGCCCGUUGGAUGAUGGCGUCCACCAGCAACAGACGCAGCCGGCGACGACCGCCCGGCCGCCGAGGGGGCGGAUGCACCUGGUCUCGUAUGGCGACGACACCGUCCUUUCUGACGACGAGGGCGACAAGAACAACUCGGGUUCCAGCGUCGUCAUUCUGAUGCCGCCGAGGCCCGCGACACCCGCUUUCCCGAGCCAACGUUCGCCGUCGGAAGCCGCACCCGCCGCCGCCUCCGCCUCCACCGCAGCCCCUUCCAACGAGAACGGGGCGCUCGCCUCCGCAGCGGAACCCAGCCCCAACGGGCAGGUCGAGCCCAAGCCCGAGCCUCUGCCCGUCUUCACCGACGUCGAGAUGCCGCCCGAGCCCGUCGGCAGCUGCACCUUCGAACUCCAACAAAAGAUCUACGACCUGACGGACAAGAUGCAGACUCGCAACGUUGACAUGAACACCAUAAUCCAACAGAGGAAGGCGUUCAGGAACCCGAGCAUUUACGAAAAGCUGAUUCAGUUCUGUAACAUAAAUGAGUUCGGGACCAACUACGAGCCGAGCAUCUAUGAUCCGCUUAAAUGGGGCAAGGACUCGUACUUCGACGAACUUGCCAAGAUCCAGAAACAGGACAUGGACCAGAGGGAGAAAGACCGUAGGGAAAAGACCACAAAAAGGCUCCAACAAGUCCAAGUGGAGUUUGUCGUCGGCACCAAGCGAAGUACAAACGGGAGCGGGGCCGUUACCGAAGAAGAAGUGAAAAAGAGGAAGUCGAAAUGGGACCAAGUCGGCACUCUGGCAUCACACGGUGUAAAGCCGCCUGUCACCACAGGAAUUGCCAAUUUGACUACGUCCGUCACUGGCACCAAGGGUACCGUCAUCUCUGCAUUUGGCUCGCUCCCUAAAAAACCUAAAAUCUAAAAUGUAACUGUCAAAUUUUCUUAUAUAAUAAUUAUUUUAGUUUUAAAUAUGUACAAAUAUAUAUAUUUUUUUUUAUAACAAUGUGCGUUGUCUGUGAUUUAUUUCUAUAAAACAAAUUAAAACGUAUAUGAAAGAACCAUUUAUCAAUUGGUUUAAUUGGUAAAUUAUUCUUCUAUUCUUUCUAUUGUAAUGAAUUUCAAAACAAAUAUUUUUAUUUAAAACAAUGUGCGUUCAAUUCGACGUAUUUUCUUGCAAAAUUUUAUUGCAUUGUCAAUCAAUUUUCUACCAUGUUGUAAUACCAUUAAUAUUAUUUCAGAAAUGUUUUGUGUUUUACAUUGCACAUUUUUGUAGAGCAUAUAUUUUAUUUUUAAUUAGUAUAAAAUUGUAUAUACGUGCUAUGUAUCAUCUGCUGUGUAGCAAGGUGUUAGCCUUUAUUGUUCAGGUCAAAUAAUUAAAAUGCAUUUCAUGUUAAAAUAUACAAAAUUUAGAACCAGUUCAAAGGGAAGUUUAAACAAAUACAGUUUGUUAUGUGAUUAUGUAGCUUUUUAUGUUUUCUAAUAAUUUUUUUUUACAUCUGUAUUUUUAAACAUUCAAAAUUAAGCCUAGCUGAAUAAUCAAAUCAAGAGAAAAUAUACAUAUUUAAAUGAAACGACAAACAAAUUUAAACUUAUCAAGAAAGACAAAUUGGAUUGACAACACAACUUAAAAUGCAUUUUUUGUUUGAUCUUUGAGUGAUAACUUUGUCUAUAUAAAUAUGUAAAUAUUUUGUUUAUUUAAAUGGGGGUAAAAAGUAGACAUUAAAUUAAUAAUACAAGUUUAUUAAUAUGUUACAAAUUUAUAAUCAAAUCGAUAAUCAACACAUGAUCAUCAUUUAAUAAAUAAUAAAUUAAAACAAUGAAAGAACAAGACUUUUUAUAUAUGAUCCUGGGCUCUGUUAUAUUGCAAUAAAACAAUUUACAAAUUCCUGUACUUUUAAACAUAAACGGUUUAACCAUUUAAAU
Cimex lectularius (bed bug) is the source of this 2181-nucleotide messenger RNA. RefSeq names its product SAP30-binding protein. The record is from RefSeq and is a predicted model, not a curated record. The transcript has a single exon. Gene Ontology annotation, biological process: regulation of DNA-templated transcription. Bases 179 to 1180 code for a protein of 333 amino acids. Gene Ontology annotation, cellular component: nucleus. NCBI's taxonomy places the organism in Eukaryota, Metazoa, Arthropoda, Insecta, Hemiptera, Cimicidae.